UCUCUAUCUCUCUCCCUCUCUGGCGCGUUUUCAUCACGAUCGGCUUCGAUUUUUCUUACAGCCGAGUUUGCGUUUUUAUCUAAAAGGAUGAGCGUUGCGAAAUCUCAGGUAUAGCAGCCAUGCAAGAAGAAGCGUUCCUUAAGCCAAUAACCCAAUAGCGAUCUUUGGAGAUAUAGAUAUAGAGAUAGAGAUAGAGAGAGAUGGCUUCUCGAACAACACCUUCGCGAUCCACUCCUUCUCGAUCGACACCUUCAGGUAGUAGUAGUAGUAGUAGUUCGAUUAGUAGGACACGAGUGGGUAAGUACGAGCUUGGGAGAACACUUGGUGAAGGAACCUUCGCUAAGGUCAAAUUCGCUAGGAACGUCGAGAAGGGAGAGAGAGUGGCUAUCAAGGUUAUUGAUAAAGAGAAGGUUCUGAAGAACAAGAUGAUCGCUCAGAUUAAGCGUGAGAUCUCGACCAUGAAGCUGAUCAAGCACCCAAAUGUCAUCCGCAUGAUUGAGGUGAUGGCUAGCAAGACUAAGAUCUACUUUGUGUUGGAACUUGUUACUGGUGGAGAGCUUUUCGAUAAAAUUUCAAGCACUGGGAGAUUGAAGGAAGAUGAGGCGAGGAAGUACUUUCAGCAGCUUAUUAAUGCAGUGGACUAUUGCCAUAGCAGAGGUGUUUAUCAUAGAGACCUUAAGCCCGAGAAUUUGCUUUUGGAUGCAAACGGGACUCUCAAAGUUUCUGAUUUUGGACUGAGUGCACUUCCUCAGCAAGUCCGAGAGGAUGGGCUACUUCACACAACAUGUGGAACACCCAAUUAUGUUGCUCCAGAGGUAAUCAACAACAAAGGUUACGAUGGAGCUAAGGCUGAUCUGUGGUCUUGUGGUGUGAUCCUCUUCGUCUUAAUGGCUGGUUACUUACCUUUCGAAGAUUCUAAUCUCACGUCACUAUACAAAAAGAUAUUUAAAGCCGAAUUUACGUGCCCGCCUUGGUUCUCAGCAAGUGCUAAGAAGUUAAUUAAAAGGAUUCUCGAUCCUAAACCAGCAACGAGGAUAACAUUUGCUGAAGUCAUUGAAAAUGAGUGGUUUAAGAAAGGGUAUAAGGCUCCUAAAUAUGAGAACGCUGAUGUCAGCCUUGAUGACGUUGAUGCAAUCUUUGAUGAAUCAGGGGAGUCUAAGAACCUUGUUGUGGAGAGGAAAGAAGAAGAACCUAAAAACCCAGUAACUAUGAAUGCUUUUGAGCUCAUCUCAACCUCCCAGGGUCUCAAUCUGGGCUCACUUUUCGAAAAACAAAUGGGACUUGUAAAACGAAAAACUCGAUUUACUUCGAAAUGUUCGGCUAAUGAUAUAGUCACAAAAAUUGAGGCUGCAGCAGGGCCUUUGGGGUUUGAUGUCAAGAAAAACAACUACAAGAUGAAGCUGCUAGGAGAGAAAUCAGGGCGCAAGGGUCAGUUAGCAGUUGCUACUGAGGUUUUUCAAGUAGCUCCAUCGCUUUACAUGGUUGAAAUGCGAAAAUCAGGUGGUGACACGUUGGAAUUUCACAAGUUUUACAAAAACCUUACCACGGGUCUUAAGGAUAUUGUUUGGAAAACAAUCGACGAAGAGAAAGAAGAAGGAACUGAAGGUAAAGCAUCAGGUGGUACUACUAAUGGUACCGUGGCUGCUUCUUGAUACCGGGAAAUAAUCAGUCUGCGUUUUAUUUUAUUUUUAAAUAGAAGAUUUUGUUCGUUUAAUAUUUUACUUUAGUACUGGGUGGGUUUUGAAGUUAUACAAGCGUUAAACAAGUGGAGUAAAGCUUAAAGUUUGAAAACCAUAAUGGGGGAGUGCUUUUUUUUUUUUUAUAAUACCAAAUCUUGUUUGAUUGAUUGAUUCCUUGGAAUGUUGUGAAUAGCAUAUGCGUGUGCGAAUACAUAUUUGGUUGGUUUGAGAA
Molecule: messenger RNA, 1911 nt
Organism: Brassica napus (rape)
Lineage: Eukaryota; Viridiplantae; Streptophyta; Magnoliopsida; Brassicales; Brassicaceae
Product: CBL-interacting serine/threonine-protein kinase 23-like
Exons: 15
Coding region: 201-1652 (483 amino acids)
Biological process (GO): signal transduction; protein phosphorylation
Molecular function (GO): ATP binding; protein kinase activity
Source: RefSeq, a predicted model, not a curated record